GAACCAUCCAUCUAUCGCUCUCUCUCCUUCUUUCUUCCCAUCUCUUCCUCAUACAAACCCAUCAUCGUCACUCCAUGUCUCAACGUUCUGCACUCCUCUCUGGCGCUUCCUAGAUAUCUCACAGCUGCGAAAGCCACGAGUCGGACGUUCUCAUCCUGGUCAACACACUAAGUGAGAUUCCGCCUUGUUCUGAAAAGAACCUUGUGAUUGCUACACGAUGACAGUGUCUGUGUCAAUGACAAGACCUAUUGAGCACGCCAUGCUGGCGAGAGCUAUUGGAUACUCCAACUUUGAGAUCUAUGGACCCAUUCUCAUCGGCACAUUCCUCGGCGUCUUUGGUUGCGGAGCAGUCGUGCUUGGUACAUUCAUGUACCUGGAUCGAUAUCGCCAGUCCUCAUGGUUCAGUAAGAGCUUGCUCAUCGUGGUGACUCUCCUCAAUAUCGCCCAGAGCGCCUCUGACUGUUCCCGAGUGCUCAAAAUACUGGUGUAUUACCCGAACCUGCGCUACUUUCUCGAUCUUCGGACCCGCCCAGAGGAAAUCAUCAGUCCCGUGCUGUCCAUCUUGAUUUGCACCAUCGUUCAGCUCUUCCUCGUCGAUCGAUGUCUACUCUUCACCCGUAUCAAUCAAGUUCCCCUAGAGCGUACGUCGCCUCACGCCAAGCUCUCUAUCUGGCUCAUGGGAGGGCUUCUCUGCAUCGGCGUUGCGUUGAGCUUUGCUGGAGGACUGGGAACAGCUAUUGCAUUGCACGACCUGGACAGCUUUCUCCAAGCGUUUCGAGGCUUCAAUCCCACUGGGACGUUUCCGACACUAGCCACGAUCUGGCUCAGUGCCUCUGCUGCCACGGACAUUCUCAUCUCGAGCGUGAUCAUCUAUCAGCUGUGGAACGCCAUCCACGAUAAGAAGAAGCUCAUCAAAAGCCGAAUGUUGAGCUCCAUGAUGACGGUCAUGAUCCACGGGGGGCUCGUCUUGACCCUGCUUCAAGUGGCAAUCCUAGUCACCUACUUCCAGUCCGACUCUGCAUGGUCCGACUUCCCGACCAUUUUCAUUUCCAAGGUCUAUUCGUUGACCCUGCUCGCUUCGUGGAUUCUCCCUCGCCAGACCCAUGACAUUCCCGCUCCGCGACAGAAGGUCCUUCGUCGAGCACAUCUCUCCAUCCCUAUGACGGCCGAUCUGCCCGCUCCCAUCGAUCCUGAUCAAGGCCGACGAAACUACACCGAGCCCCGAUCGCUCUUCACAGAUACAGAGCUCAGUGUAAGAAAGUUUCCCCGAACGUCAAGUAUCACGGAGGGCUGCGAGUCUGUUGAAAUUCGAAGUCCACGAACGUUUGGCGAAGUCUCUGGACUACAGCUGGAAGGGGUGACGGACGAGGUCACUUCGAUGGACUAUCAGAGGCCUGAGAGGUGGAGAAGUGAUCAGGCGCCACUCAGCGAUAGGAGUUUGAAAGUGGUAGAGGAGACCAGUCAGGUCUGAGACGAUCGAGAAGAGCAAAGAAGGAGGAGACACUGGAAGGUGGCAGGGUUACUCAGCUCAAACGAUACGGAGGGCGUAUAACGACAUGGGCAUUUCAUUUUUGGGGGGCAAUUGUAUUCUUACUGGUCAUAUAUUUUAGGGGAUUUCCAUCCUUGCGGUCGCUUGUACUAUGCAUCAACG
Messenger RNA from Kockovaella imperatae, 1651 nucleotides. RefSeq lists its product as hypothetical. NCBI's taxonomy places the organism in Eukaryota, Fungi, Basidiomycota, Tremellomycetes, Tremellales, Cuniculitremaceae. The record is from RefSeq and is a predicted model, not a curated record. The transcript has 12 exons. The coding region runs from base 218 to 1471 and encodes 417 amino acids.